Pisolithus orientalis is the source of this 1817-nucleotide messenger RNA. RefSeq lists its product as uncharacterized. Gene Ontology annotation, cellular component: cis-Golgi network; endoplasmic reticulum-Golgi intermediate compartment; Golgi apparatus. The record is from RefSeq and is a predicted model, not a curated record. NCBI's taxonomy places the organism in Eukaryota, Fungi, Basidiomycota, Agaricomycetes, Boletales, Pisolithaceae. Bases 98 to 1462 code for a protein of 454 amino acids. The transcript is spliced from 8 exons. Gene Ontology annotation, biological process: UDP-glucose transmembrane transport. Gene Ontology annotation, molecular function: antiporter activity.
ACAAUAUUGAAGCUUUAAUGAUAUGGUUCCCCGUCUCCUUGCAAGGCUUUGAUAUGUAGUUGAUACCUCUUCCCACGCCCGCCAACUCACUCCGUCUAUGGCUGACCAUGGCCUUGGAGGCUCGACAUACGACGCUGUAGGAGUCCCAACUACGUGCGAAUGGAGGUACAAGCGUCCAUCUCAUACCCUCAUCAGAGAAGAAGCGGCUUUGGUGGAGGAGCGCAGCCAUCAACACUUGCUUCAUCUUGUUAUGGUACGACCUUCUGUUUUUACCCCCAGGCUACGACAGAAUUUUUCGCCUGUAAUUUCAUGUUCUAUAUCUGAACAGCUGACGUCUUGUCUAACCAGGUUCACUUUCGCAACGGUGCUGUCUGUGUAUAAUAAAUGGAUGUUUUCUCUCGACCAUUUCGGUUUCCCUUACCCGUUGUUCGUGACGACCAUCCAUAUGACCAUCCAAUUUCUUCUCGCUGCGGCAUUGCGAUUCAUAUACCCACGACGAUAUCGCCCGGAAACCAGGCCAAAUUUACAAUCCUAUGGCACCAAGGCUGUCCCCGCUGCAAUUUCCACUGGUGUGGAUAUCGGACUUUCGAACGUUUCAUUGAAGACGAUCACUCUUUCAUUCUACACCAUGUGCAAGUCGUCCUCCCUGAUAUUCGUGCUCAUCUUCGCCUUCCUUUUCCGUCUCGAGAAGUUCUCGUUACCCUUGGUUGCGGUAAUCCUCGUCAUAUUUGGAGGUGUAUUGCUAAUGGUCGCCUCUGAGACCUCGUUCGUACUGUCUGGAUUUAUCCUCGUUAUGACUGCAAGUGUAUGCAGUGGUCUUCGGUGGAGUCUUACUCAACUCUUGAUGCGAGACAAGAACAUGGGAAUGGACAGUCCCGCUGCGGCCAUUUUUUGGUUGUCCCCGAUCAUGGGUAUAACUUUGGCUAUCAUUAGUAUACUUUGGGAAGGGUGGGACAGAGUAUUCUCCACCCCCUUCUUUGACGGUUUAGCUUCCACAAUCAAAACGAUAAGCGUGCUUCCUAUGUCAAUAGCAGGAAUAGCCAAGGAGGUCUCGACCAUCACGAUAUCGGCCUGGUUUUUUGGCGACGAACUCACUCCCCUCAAUAUCACUGGCGUGGCUAUUACUACCUGUGGCAUUGCACUCUUUACGUAUCACAAGUACCGAAAGACAGUUGACUCCCACGUUGCAUUAGACACUCUCGGUAACACAAUACGAGCCGAUGACGACAGUAUUUUAAGCCCCGGCCGAGAUUUCGAGCUCAACCCUGCGAGGGUCAAUGCCGUACGGCCUAAGGACCGCCACGAGGACGAUGAGAUACACCAGCAUCUUUUAUUUUCAAGCGAAGAACUUGAGGAAGGCGAGGAAGAUGCCGAAGAACUUCGGAGCGUCAGGACCUCGAAAUUAAUGCAAACUGACGAAAAUGAGAAUGGCCAAGCCGAUGAAGAGAGCCAAGACAUUUGAGAAAGUGUCCCUGUGGACCGACAAUGGUCUGCCAUCGUCUUGGUUGGUUCGCCUCGCCUAUGCAUUUAUUGUUGUCCGCGAGAUAGAAAGGAUACCCCGGUUUCGUUCACUGACAUCUCCGCAUCUGGGUAUGUGUGGUGAACAGGAUCAUGCGUGGGUGAUUUGUUUCGCUGAUCCGAGGAGUGAGCGGGAGCUGCUCCGCUGAGUGUGGAGUCACAGCUCUGUACGAUCGGCAAGGCAGGUGUCAUGGCCCAGAGACGGGUGAUUUCUACUGACACGGUUGAGACUGUGAUGUUCUGAUGUUUUUGCCAGCUGACACCCCGGUCUGCACGAGGGUGACUAUGGAGCGACAUAU